AUGCCGUGUGUCGUCCCCGCGCCCGCGCGCGCGACGCUCGGCGCGCGCGCGCGCGCACCGAGGACGACGCGCGCGCGAAUGCCCUCGCGCGCACGCGCCGAGCGCCGUCGCGCGCGCGCGCGCGCCGUGGGCCCGCGCGACGACGCCGAUCGAUCGCGCGAUGAGUGGGAACGAGAGAAGAAAAUACCCACCGUCGAUGUGCGGAGAGAUCAGGGCAAGGGGAAGAGCGCGCGAGGAGAGAUUGAGAUCUCGAAGCCGGACGGCGCGAGAGUCGAGGACCAGAUCGGGAUCGACGACGACGCGCUGGAAAAUGGGACGGAUGCGGAGAUCGCGGGCGAUGAGGGGGUGAAGGGGUUGAAUAAUAUUUCGUCGAGCGAUCACGGGGAGUGCGUGAGCGAUCCGCUCGCUUCGGCGGCGGAGGCGGCGACGGCGCGACUCCGAGCGAGGUUGAACAGGGUCGCCGCGGACGCGAGCGGGACGGCUUCCGCUGACGCGGACACGGCGUCGAUGAAGGAGCUCACGAGGAGGUUUUAUGAAAUCGAGUGCGAGGCGUCGGCGUUGCAGGCGAUCGAGGCGCAGAUGGAGGACGCGGUGGCGGAGGAGGACUUUGCGAGCGCGGCUUCGUUAAAGCGGGCGGCGGACGCCUUGCGGGCGACGGACGAGACAGGUAAAUUGUGCGAUAGGUACGCGGACGCCAUCAAAAACGAGCGCUUUGAGGAGGCGGUUGCGCUCAGAGACGCCGGGGUCGGAAUGUGCGGCUGGUGGGCGGGCGUGGAGGAGCGCUCGACGCAAGGUGAGGACGACGAAGAGCCGACGACGGCUGCCACGGGCGUCAUCAUGAGAAUCAGCCGAGAGCACGGGAGACUCGUGGGAGCGACGUAUUCCCCGAGAGAUUUAGCGGACAUCGUUGAAUUGAACAAGGCGUACCCGGAAGGGUACGAUUACGAGGCAGGACAACCGGUGAUGGAGAUCAUCGUGAGAGAGGACGCUUCGUCACCGACUGGGUACUCCAGGGACGUCGUGCGACUGAAUUACGUCCCGAUGUCCAUCCCAUUGGUGGAUGAGGAAGAGGACGCUCUGACCGACGGUGUCGGUUUCAUGACGGCGUCCGCCGGCACUUCCGAGGCCUUGGGUGCCAUCGAGCAGGCUGAGCGCCUUCGCAGUCGCGAGAACAUUGACGACGUCAAGGAGGAGAUCAAGGCCAAGCUUCUUGGACUCGAUCCCGCGUCUGGAAAGCCGCGCGAUGAGAUCCUCGAGGAGGUUGGAGCGAUGCUCGAUAAGUUUGACGACGUCAUGAGUGCGGAAGAGAACGACGAUGAGGACGAAGAGACUUUGUACGACGUCACGCGCAGCGUCGCGGCGCUGAAUCCAGAGGGUCUGCACGCUUUCAUCCUCACGAGCGACAGCGAGAUGGUACCACUCGGUGAGGGCGCUGCAGACGAGGAAGAGCCGUUUUCGAAAACGUUAGAUGAGGAGAUGGAGGGAUUUUUGGCCGCCAAGUGGGAGAGCAUGGCUACGAGCGAUUCCUCUGACGCAAAGUCAGGCGCGCUCGGCGCGAGCUCCCACGCCGCGCUCGUCAGUGCGGUGAAGGAAGCGGCGCAAGAGAUGUUCGCGCACCACGAUCAAGACGACGAAGACGACGGGGAGAAGUACUUUGACGAUGGCGAAGACGAUGUAGACGAAAUGAGCGCGGAGGAACUUCUCGCGCUCAUCGGCCAGGACGACAUCUUGCAUCGCCCGCUCCCCAAUCGUGUGCGAUUCCAACGCAUUGACCCGUCGCUCGCGUCGGGAUCGAGGAAGGACAUCUUCGAUCGCUUGUACAUCGGUGCCUUCGGCCCGCACGGUCCGGAGGUCCUGCGUCUCGUCCGCGGGCGCUGGGGGGACGAGGACGGCGACUCCAACGACUGCGUCACGGCCGUCAAGCUCACCGGGGAUGAAAAUGUCCCGUGUGGCGCUGCAAGCUUCCGCGCGAAAGUGAACAAGUCCAACUUGAUCACCGAAGGCGGUUCCUACCCCGACGAUCUCGGUGUUAUUGCGCGGUAUAAGGGUGAAGGGCGUGUCGCCAAGCCCGGAUUCACCGAGUCGCACUGGGUCGAGGGCGAGCUCCUCGUCCUGAACGGCCGAGGGGGCUCCCUCACCGGCGGCGCCGAACUGGGAUUCGUUUGGGCCGUCCCGGGUGAGCGACGUUUGCUCAUUCUUUUCUCCGCUUUGGCGCUUCCAGAGGUUGAAAUCAUCCCCGAACCGCGUUAA
Messenger RNA from Ostreococcus tauri, 2250 nucleotides. Its product is annotated as Protein of unknown function DUF3506. The transcript has a single exon. Lineage: Eukaryota; Viridiplantae; Chlorophyta; Mamiellophyceae; Mamiellales; Bathycoccaceae. Gene Ontology annotation, cellular component: thylakoid membrane. Gene Ontology annotation, biological process: singlet oxygen-mediated programmed cell death; response to singlet oxygen. The record is from RefSeq and is a predicted model, not a curated record. Bases 1 to 2250 code for a protein of 749 amino acids.